CGCCCACCGAGCCGUCGAAAGCAUAAAAGCCCGUCGGCCCGCCCCGGCCGCGCGCAAGGGGAGGAAGGAAGAUGGCGUCCACCAGCCGGUCAGUAGCACAAGUUGCCGGGCGCUUCUCUAGAUAUAGGAAAGCAGGGAAAAGGGUAGAGGGGUGCGUCCGGGCUCGGGGUGGCGGCGGCGGCGGGGGAAGGAGAGCGGCCUGAAGCCGCGGCUUGGGCUCCUCUGAGGGGGAAGGUAGGCCCGCCGCCUCCAGUUGCCCUAUCCGGUCUCCCUUUACCUCGCUCGCCGCUCUCCUCCGGCCGCCUCAGCUUGGGCGGCGGCCUUUUCCGCGGGGCCUUCGGUUUUUCCUCCUCAGCCCACUCCCGCCUCCGCCGCCAAGGAUACGCUGCUCGCUUUCCAGACGCCCCGGUGGCCUCAGGUGGUGGUGGAGGACGCGGAUUGGGACGCCUCAGGCCGCCAGCGCUUCUUCACCAGCCCCGUUUAAACGGACGGUGCCUUGAAAGCAGCUCCCCGCCCCCCAGAAAGGAUUCUGGGAACUGUAGUUCGCCCAGGGCAGAGCUACAGUUCCCAGCACUCUGAACACCCCCCAUAUGGCGUGUAGGCAGCUUUUGACUCGCCCAAAACAAAGGAUUCUGGGAACUGUAGUUCGCCCAGGGUAGAGCUACAGUUCCCAGCACUCCGAACACCCCCCAUAUGGCGUGUAGGCAACUUUUGACUCCCCCACCAAAACCAUGUGAAUUGCUAUACCACAAUUAUUUUCUCUCUCCCCACCCCCAUCCAAAUUAAUUUUUAUUGGUUUUCCAAAUCAUUGCCACGCUGAAUUUAGUUUUAGACAAUUUAGUUUUCUCCCCAAAACUGGUUUCGCAGCAAUGCCACAUUUCAAGUGGCGGGUGAUUCUUUGCCUAGGAGACAACUCCUAGGGGCUGAGGUCCCUUUGGCCCCUCCAGUAAAAUAUUUUUUGAGGGGGCCUUCCCCUUCCCCCAAAGUUGAUGGGCCUUCCCAUUCAAAUGGUGGACGUGUGCCGUGUCACGCUUACAAUAUUUUAUUCUCUUGUUAAUUGUGCGUUUUAUAUUUGACUUAACUUAGCAAUGUUUUCUUUUGAAAUGUUUAAGAUUUUUUUUUUGUUAACUUUGUUAAAUUUGUAUUCUGUAGUUGACCUUCGUAACAUUUUAUUUUGAACUCUUUAAGAUAAUAUUUUAGUUUCCUAUUAUGUUGCUUUUACGGUAUACAUUAUUAAUACGUAAUUAAGUAAUGCUUAAUUCUGGAUUGCUUUAUUGAUGUUUUAAUGCGCUGUAAACUGCUUUGAGAUUUUUCUUAAAAAUAUGUUGGCCCCCCCAAUCAAUAAAAUACAUAGCAAACUGAGGUUCUGUCCCCGCCCUAACAAAAGGCCCAACAAAAAUCCUGACUGCACUUAUGUUGGCACCCCGAUUCUUUGCCAAUACUGGGAAGGAUGCAGUAAAGCUGCAGGGCUGGGCAGGCAAAUCUCAGUAGGGUUAGGGUGAAAUCUGAUGGGCAUGCUGGGAGCAAGCCUGCUGUUCAGUCCUCCAGGUGUUGCUGAGCUACAGCUCACAUCUGGAAGGCCAUAGGUUAGCCACUCCUGCUGAGGGGAGUUCCCAGGAUAGCCAGCUGACCUUGGGAUGGGGCCUCCUUAGCUUGCAGCUUGGUGAGCAGGAACUGGGAGAUACACUGCUAAUGUUUUUAAUGUGGCGCUCAAUUCAUAGGGACAGCAGCUGGCAUCUCCAAAGAGUCCUUGCUUUACCUGGAGCCAUGCUCUGGGUGGCUGCACCUGAUUUCUAGGCCUCACGUUUCUGUGUUGAGGAAAUCGCUUGUUUGGAUGAUGGCUCUUUGGCAGAGCUGGAAAUUCACCCUCAAGAUAUUUCUAUAUGCAGAGUAUAUGCAAAUGUUUGUUGUAACAUUAGGAUCUAAAGUUGCUUUUGUAAUACAUUUUUGGGGAAGCAAUUGUGUGAGCAGAGCUGUUUUGGGUCCUGUCUGUAUGCUGUCUGUUGGGGUCUCCCACUCUUGCAACAUCCUACUGUUAUUUUUUCUAAUCCUGCAUUGUAAUGCUUUGUUUUGAAGUUGGAUAAGGUUUGGAGGGAUGAGGAGAGGAAGUUUGGGGUUGCUUUAUUAAUUUUGUUCAGGUUGACAUUUUAAAAUCCAGUGUAUUCAGAGUGAAGGCUGGCCUCAUCAGAUAUACCAUACUUAGAAGGAUCUUUAUGACUCUUUGCAAUCCUCUUCUGUGAGACAGGGGACAUACUGUUAAGUUGCACACCCAUGAAAGUUCUCUGUUGGGCAACAUUCUGACUACUUAGACUUGCUUUCCAGAUUUGCAGUUAGCCUAGAUUAGUAAGGUGAUUUGCAAUUGGCCUAGACUAGUAACAUGAAACAGAUCAUUUUGUACAUGGAAUUCACUUACUAAUUUACUGACGUUGACACUAUCUGCACCAACUAGUGCUAAAUGGUGUGGCCAAAUGUUAUUUUCCCCUCUAGCAGUUUGGGUUGGCUCUUUUCCUGUGCCUGCUCUACCAGUUUGUUGUCUGGUGUAUAUACAACUUGUGAUUAUGAGCUUAGUGCUAAUUCCUAAGCAUUGUGGAUGAUACAGGUCAGUGCAGGAAAUCCAAAACUAGAGCAGGGCCCCUCACAACCCCCCCCCCCCAUGAUAAUAUAAGGCUCUUGGGCUGAAACACUUUAACCAGCAGGUGGCAACUUUAUUGGAACAGUGAGCAGAUUUUGAUUUCAGAGGAAGUGGUGCCAUGGGGUUGUGGCAUAACACAAAAUUUGAAGAUAUCCCCUCCACCUGUCCCCCUCCCCAGCCAAUGCUGCUUCUAGGCUUUUCUUUUUUCAAGAUGAAACCCUGAACAAGGUGAAGAAAGUACAGAUGGGAGUGCAUGGGUCUAUCCCCCAACCUUUCCAACAGGCAUUUUUAAAACACACACACGAAGGCUCUGAACAGGAUGAAUAAAAUGUUCACUGCCAGGUCCACCUGGCUGCAGGAAUAUGCCCACUGCUUCUCUCCCCCCAUCAGAAUUUUUUUUUUUUAAACCCCAAGACCCUGAGCAGGGUCCUCCUGCUAGGUCCAGCUGCCCGCUGGCAACGAAGGCCUGAAUGUGCUGAGAUAUUCUUGCCACUCCUUCCUUUUCUCCACAACCCACUGCCAGACUUAAAAAUGAAGGAAAAAAGUCCAUGAGAUGUGCCUUCUGUCAUUUUCAGCUGACUGGAGGGCAACAGGUCUGAGCAAACAUUUUGACAGUGUCCUGGUUGCUUUGGGGAUACCAAGGAAGGCUCCUGACUGAAUUGUUUUAUGCCACAGUUUCUGUUUUCUCCCUUUAACAAGCCAAUUACUUCAAGUCUUCCUUGGACCAUACAAUUCUGUUUAUUGACUUUCCGUAAGACUGCUUUCUUCCCUUUUCACUUCCUAAAGAGCAUCUUGUUUAGAUAAUUUUUGAGCUUAUUAUAGACUACCGCAAGGGAAGAUAACUGCUGUGUUUAGAUUAGUUAAACAAUUUAGAUGAUAGCAGCUGUAAGUUUGAGGCAGUCUGACCUUGAGGAAAGUAGGCUACUGUUUAAAGAUGUUUGAAUGAAACAUUUCCUAAAUUGACACUCUGUGGCAUAAAUAUUGUACUAUACUUAAGCACUGUAUUGCAACAAGAGUUUGCCGGGGAGCCAUUGAUAUGACAAAUUUGUUACGGACUAUCUGAAAGCUUGGCCCAUUUUUAAACUAUGUAGAAAAGAAAACCUCUGAGUUGGACUCUAUUUUGGAAGGGAAUUAAAAUGCAACCAACAGCCAUACCUUCCACAAAACAUAUCUUUGGUCAUAAUACAAUAUUUGUAUUGUUUAGCUGUAGGCCAUCACAAGGCAAUAUUCAGAACAAGUAUAUAGCAUUAAAGCCAACCACAGGCAUCACAAGAAUGCCCAAGUAUCCCUUAUUGAACUUAAAACAGCAGCAACAAAAGCACCACCACAGUACUGUAUACAUAAAGGUAAAGGUAAAGGGACAUACAUUUAGGUAAAAUAGCUCUUAUAUUAACAUUAACCAGUCUAAUUUACACCCUGCUAAUGUGCUUCUAAGUUCAUAAAUACAGAGGAUUGGAUAUUCAACAUGUUUUGACAUCUAUGUGACUCACUCACGUGCUAAGUGGGAGUGUAUUUAGCAUAUUUGUUUUAAAUAAUAGUUGCACUCCUGCUUCCUGCUUCGUGCUCAUCUACUUCAUGAUAGCCAUUUUAAGAACAGAGAAUGUGGUUCUGUGUGGAGGAGCUUCUGUUCAAAGUUUAGAAAUCCCACUGGGCAUGUUGUAGCAAUCUGGAUUUCUUGUCUGGUGAACUUGCACUUUUUGAUGGUAUAACUAUUACAGGGAGGUAUCCCUGGGCUUUUUUUUCAGCUGGAAUUCACUGGAACUGGGUUUUUUUUUUCAGCCGGAAUUCACCGGAACUGAGUUUUGGCAUCUCUUUGGUGUGUUCUGGCAGCUCUGUAGUGUUGCGCCACGGCAGCAUGGCACUUGGGGCUUUGCGACAGAGGCUGCGGACAGCACAGCACUCUGUUUUGUGUGUUGGAGGCUCAACAACUUUGGCUGGGUGCUCCCCCCUAAAAAAGGACAAGUUCUGGCACCUCUUUUACUAGGAAAACAGCCCUGAGGUAUCCUGAUACUUAUAUUUAAGUUUUGGUCUGCUGCUUUUGUUACAAGUUGACCACAGUGGUAUGUGGCCACUUAACAGAUUUGUCAAGGUGAAUGGCUAGCUGCAAUAGUUGGUAUUACUAAGCAUAGUUGGGAUAUCAAUUUCAGGGCUAUUUCUGUCUUUGAGGCAAACAGAUUCGUCACCAAUUUCAUGCCAUGUUUAUCAGCUUCUUUCAAAUCACCAAGGAAGUAAUUGCAUAUAUAACAUACAGCAAAUUAUAUCCUGUCAUGUCACAUUUUGAGUUUCAUUUAAAACUCCGAAAACAUUCUAAUGCAUUUUACAAGAUCACUAGAAAUUAGUAAAACUUCAAAUAUUUUGCAUGAUCAAGAUGAAUUCGGAUAACGUUUUCCUCUUGAAAUAAAUGCUGCUUAUCAGUUAUUUUGUAAUCCUCCAGAUUUGUUAAAAUGAGGUCUUAUAGGGUUUUCAUAAUAUUCCUGUCUUCUCUUUAGCACUUCCCCCUUAUAUAACUCAUUUUCUAAAUUGCAUAAAAUAUAAUGGCAAGUGGUCUACACCUAUUCAAAUGUAUUUUUAGUUCUGUGAACUAUGUGUGUACAUAUUUGUUUAAAAUAAAGGACUCAUUGGGGGUAGUGACUUAGUUGGAAGCGUUUCUCCCAUAUGCUUUGAACGGCUUACACUUAUUCACAUAAACAUGGUUUUUAAUGUGAGUUGUCACACAAAGCUAAAAUAUUGCAUUUGUUUUUAAGGGUGGAUGUGCUGCCAAGAGUGACAUGUCCGAACCAUCCAGAUUCCAUUUUGGUGGAAGAUUACAGAGCUGGAGAUAUGAUCUGUCCAGAAUGUGGACUAGUCGUAGGUGAGCAAUUUUACAGUAGUUGUAUAUCUUACUCUAAACAUUUUAUGUUAUUAUAUUAUUUUUAUAAUAUUUAUUAUGUUAUUUCAAAUGCCAAAAUAUUUCAUUAAGAGCUUCAGUCAACACAUUUACUUCUGUAACAAAUCUUUGAGAAGUCUUUGCCACAUAGAAACCAACAGCUUGGUAACCUACAGAUGUUUAUGCAGAUACUUCCUGUUAAUUUAGUCACCUUCGAUAACUGCCCCGUCAUAUUUUUUUCUGGUUUACCAAAAACAUGGCAGACAUUCUGAACUUCACUGUAUUUUACCCAUGUGCCACCUCUUGCACACUGACCCAAAAAAAGAUUAGCCACAAAAGUUUCCGACCUGUUACGAGCAUAAAGUCUCAGACUCUGCACAGUUUUGGAAACAGUCGAGUGUUACCUGAUUUCUCAGUUGUGCGGGGUGUGGUUCCUCACAGGCCAUUCUUUGUGGUGCCCUCAGAAGCUCCCUUUUGAGUUUUCAGGUAUCAGUAUCAUAUUUUAAGAAACAAACAGGUGUUGUUCAGCUCCAACUCCCACCAUCUCUGACCCCUGGUGUUGCUGACUGGGGGUGAUAGGAAUUACAGUCCAAUAACAUCUGGAGGACAUAAUAUUUGGUUACUUCUGCUCGAGGUGGUGCAGAAUCAGGUUGCUGUGAACCAACCAGACAUAAUGAAAUUAUAACUACAUCUUCAUAACUUUUAAAGACUUGAGCCAUCAUGAAAUCAGUAGAGUACAACAUGCUGGCCAGAUUUCAAAAACAGUGCUCUACAUUCUGACACAGCUUAACGUGUGAAGGAGCGGAUUUGCCAGUUAGAAUGAAUUUUACCAAUUUGCAUAGAUUUGGGGUUUCCACAGACAUCAGACCUCUUGGAAAUAAGGUGGUGAAAGCGGCUAGAGAAUAUGAGUUAGUGUAUUUAUUCUAUUCUCUAAAGUGUUGCUUUAAUAUAGAAAUGGUGAUCUGCUGCCCCUGAAAGUCUUUUCUCGUUUCUUAAUAUUGACUGUGUGCUGUUCUUCAAGGUUUCCACUUAAAGAAGGAAACUGAUAAAAGGUUGAUAAGUUAAACUUCAUGAGAAAAAAAUAAAUUCCUUGCUACUAGUGAGUAGUAAUAGAUGUAGAUAAGUAUUACUUUAUUUAAAUUUAUGUCUGGCCUGUCCUCCCAAAAUUGCUCUGGGUCACAAACACAAAAAAGACAACUGAAAAUUUUAAAAAGAUUUAAAAGAUUUUACCACAUCUAAAAACAAUUACAGUGGUACCUCGGGUUAAGUACUUAAUUAGUUCCGGAGGUCCGUACUUAACCUGAAACUGAAGCACCACUUUAGCUAAUGGGGCCUCCUCCUGCUGCUGCGCCGCCGGAGCAUGAUUUCUGUUCUCAUCCUGAAGCAAAGUUCUCAACCCGAGGUACUAUUUCUGGGUUAGCGGAGUCUGUAACCUGAAGCGUAUGUAACCUGAAGCGUAUGUAACCCGAGGUACCACUGUACAUACCUUCACACCUAAUAAUUCCAAGGUUACCAGGAACAGUAUCUUUCAACCAUCAAAAGCCUGGAUCAGCAGGGAUGUUUCUAAAUUCCUCCUGAACAUACAUAAUGAAGGGGAGAGGCAAAGCUCACCAGGGAGGGCACUCCAUAAAUGAGGAACUGCCACUGGUAAGGCCCUGUUGAGGGACAAUGCCACCUGGGCAGCAGCCUGUUGUGCUCCACUAAUAGGGCCUUCACUGCCUACCAUAGGGCUUGAGACGUAUGGAGGAAGAUACUCUUUUAGGUGCUUCCAAGCUGUUUAGGGCUUUGUAUGUAGUACUAACCACAUGAAUUGGGCCCGGUAGGUAACUAUCAGCCAGUGCAGAAAUGGUAUCCACAUGGUCCCAUUAUAGCAGCAACAUUCUGCACUAGCUGCAGCCUCCAGACCUUCAAGGGCAGCCCCAUGUAACAGUAAUCCAGCUGGUAGCUCACCAGUGCUGAGUGUCAGGCUACCCCAGGCCAGGAGCAGCUGUAGCUGCCAAUCGUGUGCAGUGCAUGCUACUUAGAAACAAUUUUAACUGUUGCUCUACUAAAUUUGCUUGGCUGUGACUCCACCUACCCUGCACUUUUAGGAGAUGACAUCACGAUCAUUUUUGCUGAGUGAUACUGCCUCAUGAGCAUUCCACGUUGUAGUUGUUUACUUCAGUAUAUAAGCAAGGAGUUGAGGUGGUAACUCUUGGGGUGAUAAUGGGAGCAUGACUUGCUGUGCUAGUAGAGCUCUGAUUGGUUGUUGCAUUUAAUAACCACCUGUGUGCUCAUCUGUAAAUACAGGUUGCUGAACCAAAUCUGCAUGUGGAAUUAUGAGACCUACACAGACCUAGCCAUGGCAUCCAGUUCUGGUAAAGUGUAGUGCAGGUAUGGCUAACCUGUGGCCCUUCAGAUGAUGAUGUUGGCCAGUGGUCAGGGAAUUGUCCCAGUGACACCUGGUUAGCCACCCAUGAUGGUUGAGUCUGAACAGGCAAAUCCCUGGAUCAAAUCCCAUAUCCAUCACUUAGUAGGUGGCUAUAAGCAAGCACUGUUAUUCCUGCUGUAAAGGGAUAACACUGGCAUGUCAUACAGGACUUCUGAGAAAGUAUGUGAAGUGCUGUGAAGACUCUCAAGCAGGAGAAUGCCAAACGCAGAUUUGAAUCUACUGGUAGAACUGUGUACUUUGCAACACUUUCUGACUAUUAUUUAAUAGCAGCAGUAAUUGAUGUCCUCCUUCUACCAGAGAGCAUCUGCUGGAUGCUCUUUUCUACAGAUGAGCCACUGCUUGCACCUGAGUGUGGUUGGUAAACCUUGGGAUUUUAAUAGAAAGCAAAGUAUAUAUUGAAAGCCUCAAUACAUUCCACCCACUACUCUAAAGAACUAUAUUAAUAUGCAUCAGAAGUGUGUUGAUUUUGUAAGUAUGUAUAACUAAGUAUUCUUUGGUAAGGGCAUUCUUUAAACAAUUAUCUGUUUGUACGACUUGGUUUUUCUAGGACUCUCUCCAUGCUUCUCCUAUUUAAAUGCCACUUUCAUUUUCAACAUCCGUUCAGUUUAUUAUCAAAAUGAGAAAACUGACACUGCCAAACAGAACUUCCUCUUCUAAUCCUGGAACAAAAUUAAUGACUGAUAACAUACGUAGGUUUCAUCCAGGCCUCCGUUGGCUUUUUAAAAUUAUUUUUUAUUUCACUUUUUGAGAGAAAUACUGUAUCCCAAAGUGGUGGUAGUCAAUGUGGCAGGCCCUUCCCUGAGGCUUACCAAAACACACCUACACAUGCAACACUAAACAGAAGUCAAGGGAAAAGGUAGAGGAGGGAGGUCAGAACAAUGCCAGAACAAGCUGUAAUUCAAUAAGCAUUUAUAUCUAGUGAGGACCAGGGGUGUUCUUCUGUUGCUUGUAGAUAAGUUCUGUAAGGGACCCUGGCUGUUGUGCGUAUACCAAGCUCCCGGCUUCUUCUCUUCCCUAGGUCAAUGGAUAGUGCCAGGCUAGUUUUCCCUCUUGCCAUUAUGUUCUUUCUUAGAGGAGUUGCUAGUGCCUUUAGUCCCUUGACAGAUGGCAGAGUUUGGCGUGCUCUUCCUCUCACCUCUCGUGUAUUUGAACACAAUUUCUUAGAUGCUUAAAGCAUUAGUACCAUAGCAACUUACAUAAGGAAAGGCCAUCCUGUUAUGGUAGAGCACAUUCUUUUUAUCUGGUCCAUGGUUAAGUCUCUGGUAUCUGCAGUUAAGGUCUACCAUUUAAAUUUUAUUUAUCACCUUCAGUUGUAUUACUCAGUUCUGGCAUAGAUACUGACAUUGGAUUUGUGUGGGUGCACUUCUGGGAAGUUAGAAGCUCAAAAGGAACUGCUGCCUCUUCUGGUUGAGAAUUCCAUUUUUGUAGUUGGUUGGUGUGUGAGAGAAAACGAUGCAUUAUGUUCUGUUCUUUUUCGAAUCCCAGUGCUGAAUUCAUACUCCAGACUGCAUAUCUUCUGGUGCAGCUACAAGCUGUCUGCAGUUGUUCACGUGCUCACUUAUGAAACAUAUUAUUGGUUCUGGUUGUGAUGGGUGGCUGGGGACAAAAGCUAAGGAACACUAAAAAGAGGAGCUGAGGAGCCAACGUUCAAACUGGGAAACUUUUAAAAGAAACCUUUGAGGUGUGAAACUGAACUCUAGACAGUUACAGUACUUCUUUGCAGAAAACGCCAAUGAAACAAAAGAGAGAGAACAUUUUAUAGUUUACCAUAUGUAACUUUACCAUUUAUGGUUUGUAUAAUUGUUACUAGCAAUUUUAAAUGAAGUAUUAUAAAACUCUAGAAACAAACCAAAAUGUAAAGUUGAUAUCUUAGAACUUUUACUCUUGAAUAGGAGGUCUGGUCAUUUCACCAGUCACUAGAUGGCAGCACAUUACCUAAUUAACAAUUUGGACAAGUUCCAUUGGAUUGUGUGCUCCUGUUUAAAUGUUCUUAGAACCUUGUGCACUGUUUAUGUAGCAAAAAGUUAGACAAAAUGCCAACACACCAAUCCACGAUGCAGAAUUCUAACUUGCUGUCUUAAUGCUAUCCUCUAAUUGGUAUCUGUUUCACUGAACUUCACAAUUGCAGAAGUAACUGACUAUUCAACUCUUUCUGUUCUGGGUAACAGUUUUGUGCAGAGCUAAAUUCCUCUUCAGUGAUCACCUAGAUUCAUGGAAAUGUGAUUUGAUUUUUCUUUUCUGCCAUGCAUUUUAAAAUGUUUUUUCCCCCUGUGUUUUCAGGUUUAGGAUUUCAGAUUUCUGUUCUAAAUAUUGUUAAUGUAUUCUUUUGCAGUUCAUGUGAAGUUUUCUUAAUCACUUAAGUUUUGGCCUCUUGGUAUACAAAAGCCUUCUACAGAUAAAAUAAAAUUCUUGCUAACUUACUAGUAGAUUAAGAAAACUGGAAUAUGCAGAAACUGAAAAAAAGGUGGAGUUGUGUACUGGCCCAUGAUGACAGUUGUUUCUAAAUCUAACUUCAUUUAACAAUCUGUUUAAGAUCAUAUUUUUUUAAUAAGCAACUCUAGCAGCAUCUCAGAAGUUAUGGUUCCUAUUGUGUUGUAUGAUGAGUGGCUGGGUGCUGUAGGUGUAUAUAGGUUUUUUAUUUUAAUAGUAGCCAGGCUAACUUUCCUUUGAAAAUGCCAGAAUGUUUUUUAUUGAUAGAAGUGUGUUUUAUUCAUUUAAAGCAUUUACUGGUGUGAAUAAACUUUCUAGACUGAGAACUGAUUAGUCAUAUACUUCUCUAAAUAAAGAAUCCUAAAGUAGUGAUAAAAUUAGUACAUGGAGGGAUAUGUCUUCACCUUAUAGCAAGCGAACACCAGUAUCUAAGGACUGAGCAGCAGUAGCCACAGAAUAAUAUAAUGCCAAUCGUGGCUUUUUGUACUGCUGCACUUCAAGCACACAUAUAAAAACAGGCACUCUUCUCCACAUUUGCCACUUUGUAUGUUGCCCCAUAUGCAUCUUGUGUGUAUUGAAGACGCAGGGAUGCUCAUUGUAUUAUUGUAUUUGUACUUAAUCCAAAUAUAUUUCUGUAUUACUACUUGAGCAGUAUAAGGAAAUGAGUAAAAGGGCAACUCCGUGAAAGCAGUUUCUUUCCCUUCUGGAAGAGUGCCAUCCUCUUUUAUAAAGUAAAUUAAAAUCUCGAUUUGAAAUUGCCCCUGACUCUUCAACCUGGAUGACUCACUGACAUUUCAAGAUCAACAUGCUCAAAAUAGAAUGUCUUGGCUAUCUUCCAAAACUCCCCCCCCCCAUUCCUAUCAAUACUAUCCAGCCUCUUUGCCCAGGCACUUAGCCUUGUGUUCUCCCCACCCCCCCUUCCUGCAGAAUUCAUUUAUUGCCAAACCCUAACUCCUCUCUCUUAACAGCAUUGCCAAUAUCUGUCCUUUCAAUCUCUACUUCUAAUGCUCUGUUUCAUGUUGUUUUCUUCUUGGCUAUUGCUACUUCCUAUUCUCUGGCCACCUUUAAUCACACUUUGAUUUCCUUCCCCCUCUCGGAGGCUCCUGCCUUGCUGACUGCAUCAAUGUUCUGACACCUCCAUUAGUUCUCUCCAGCAAGGUCCCUUCUCCUUUGAACCAUUACAACCUUUUUUGUUUUCCAUGCCUCUUCAUAGCUUUGCUCUUCUGCUCUUCUCUCUCAUUAUGUCUAGGUUUGAAACAUAAGACAUACAACCAUUUCUGUCUCUCUACUGCUUGGGGUACUAUGCAGUUUAUGUGGCACCUAUGUGGCUUUUAGUCUCUUCAAUCAUAGUUUCUUUUUUUAAGAAAUACCAUCAGUAAAAAAUAAUGAUUAACAAUAUUUGAAAAAUCCCUGAAGAAUACCUACUAGCAGCAAUACUUGGGACAUCUUCAAUGAACUGAUGGGCUUUGUAGUUAGUUUUGUUGGUUAUACCCUUUUUUUAGAUAGAAUGCACACCUUCUGUUAUAAAUGUGUUUUCAUUUCUUUCCAGAAUCACACAGAUAAUUUUCUCCACCACGAUAAAAAAAAAUUUGAACCAAUAGUGUACUGCUUAAAUAUAUUUGGUAUAUAACACUGAAUAGUUUUCUGUUUAACUUCUGUUGCCAUCUCAGGGAUACAUUCCCCUCCCCCUUUUUUUUGCCAAAGUUGGCAGCGACAAAACAGUCUUGUCAUUAAAGCAGGAAUGGUGCAUAAUUCACAAGAGGGCAGAUCCCUUUUGUGAGUCAUAUAGGUCAUUCCCACUUGUGUGGAAAAAUAUUACAUCAUUGCUGUGCUCACUGUUCUAUUUAUACAACACCAGAAUUUCAAGUACAUUUUGCUUUUUUUAGAUGCAGUAAACAGUAACCAGACUGCUAGGCCUUAGAAGGAACAAUGCUUAAUCAAAUAUUUACAUAGAGGCCAAAAGAGGAAAAUGCUUUCUCCUAUUUUAAACUUAUAUGGGGGAAUAAUGGCUCCCUGCCUUCAUUGCCAUACAUGCUGUGUUCACUUUUAAAAAAGAUAAUCUUACUCCUGAUUGAUCCUUUAAAAAAUAAAAUCCUCUGCAGACAUGUAAGAGCAAAGAAUAACAUCUCAAAUAUGGUUCAAGAGUUGCAUUAUUUCCCUCCUCCCCAUUCCUAUCCCAUUGAUCCUUUUUUACAGCUCUCUCUGUCAUUAUGUUUCUGUUCCAGGUUCAAAAUAAUACCCUCUUGACAAUCAAUAGUUAUUUAAUUUGUGUUCUCAAAUAUCUGCAGCUGUUAUCCUUUGGAAACUUUGUGCUGAAGUUUUAAGCAUUAAGUUGAGCACCUCUGUACUAGAUUUUAUACACUUUGGGGGAUCAAAAAAAUAACAGUAUUCUCUUUAUUCUAAUUGCCCAUAAACAUUCUCAGCUGUGUGGCAGGGUGGGUACAUUUCUAAAAUUUGCCAUCUCAAACCAUUAACAGGAGGAACUGCUUGGCUACCUUCAUAUUGCUCUGUGUAGUCAAUCUGCUAUCACAGUAUUCAGGCCUCCCUUGGACAGAGAUCAUAAAGCAGUAGUAUACAUCUCCUUAAUGACACUGUAAGCAACCAGUAUGAUCAGUUUUAGUUGUUAAUUGUUCCUCUAAAGUCUCAUCUUCUAGAGGAAGCCCUUUCUGAGUCAUAAUUUGGAAAAUAGCUGCUACUUCAUGGAGCUUGUUGCUUUGGCAUUCUUACGACUUAUGAAAUCAUGACUAUAUCUGGAUUCUUUUCUAAUGACUGAUUACACUGGGCAACAAUUUUUUACUUUUUGAAUGUUGUCUAGAUUUCUACAACUGAUUUAGGGUAUUUUUGCACUGCUGAAUCAGGAAAUGGCAUCCGUUUCUCUCCAUCAGGUCAGGUUUACUGUAAACUAAAUGGUGGGCAUUGAUAAAGGUAAGUACACGUAAAUUGCAUGUUGCUUCACCAUUUUUCAAACUUCAGGGCUUGAACUUCCGUUUAUUGGAACCUCAGGAAUGCUCAGCAGCAGGGAGGUGUCUCUUCAGAGUCCAACAGUAGUCAGCCAUCAUGACUGCGUCCCAGCGACCCUGAUACCUGGUCUCCAUCUCUUUCAUGACCUGAUGGAAUCUCUCCCCCUGCUCGUCACUUGUUUCUCAGGAAACCGAUCCAUAUGUGAAAAUAGGUAGUGCAUCUUGACGCUCAUGUUGCAGCCCAGGUUUCUGAAAGCAGUCAGCAUGUUGUUGACAAGUUCUGCGUAGUUUCUGGCCUUAUUGUUGCCAAGAAAGUUCUUCACUACCAGAACAAAUGCCUUCCACGCUUCCAGUUCCACUUCGUUCAUUGAGUUUCCGAACUCUGGAUCUCUGAUGAGCUGGCGGAUCUGAGGACUGUCAAAGAUGCCAGCUUUCAACUUCUCCAUGGUCAAUCCCGGAAAAGCCUGGCACAAGUAAGUGAAGCAGUCACCAUCCUUGUCCAGAGCCUUGGUGAACUGCUUGAUUAAGCCGAGCUUGAUGUGCAGCGGUGGGAAGAGUAUUCUAUCUCUGUCCACCAAAGGGUCGUUGAUGACAUUCCUUUUUCUGCAAGGCACCAAUUCCUCCCACACAGGCCAGUCCUUCUUCGUCUAAUGCUGAGCACGGUCCCUACUAUCCCACAUGCACAGAAAACAUGGGUACUUGGUGAAGCCAGACUGUUGUCCCAACAAAAAGUUCGCCAUCUUCAGGUCAACACAAAUAAACCACUUAUGCUGAUUAUAACCAAUUUUCUCCAGCACAUACUUCACCGCUUCAUAGUUCUCCUUCAGUGUAGCCGAGUGAGCCAGGGGUAUAGAGGCAAACUGGUUGCUGUUGUGUAGCAGAACACAUUUCAGUGAUCGCUUGCUGCUGUCAAUGAACAGUCUCCAAUCUUUGGGUUCGUACUGUGGCACUCCAAGCUUGAGCAGAAGCUGCGCAAUAUCUGCACAGUACAUCAAGUCCUUCUCUUCCGAGAAAAAACGGAGGUACUCUUGAUGCCUGUUGCGCAAGAAGCUGAUGCGAGCACUGUCAGAGAGGAGGUUUUUUUCCUUCAAUCUGGAUGCCAACAGUUCGGCAGAGUCCUUUGACAAGCUGAGGUCGCGAACUAGAUCAUUCAACUGCUUUUGGGGAAAUGGAUGUGGAGCAUCAUCUUCAAGAACCACUUCUUCUUCUUCAUGUCCUUCAACACUGGAGGCAUCUUCGUCACUAAUGUCAGAAAGUUCUCCGAAGACACUGGAAUUUCAUCACACUGAGCUACAGGACGACGUGCUGAUUGAAGAUCAGGAUACUUCGUGGGGCGGCUGCCCCAUUAACUUAGUUUUGAUCCCCCAACUUUAUGCUUUGCCGCACCAAUUUAUGGAAGAUGUUGAGGUUUUAUGACUUCAAACUGAUCCCCUUUUCGACAUAAUCACCCAGAACUAUCAGACAUGAAUACUUCUUGUCAUUAAAAUAAUCAUUUCCAAACAAUUAUUCGACAUGGCAUUUUACCCCCACCAACUUCUUCUAAAAGCGUACAUGUGAACAAAAACGUCAAAAAAACACAUGUGGCCAUAGCUCAAAAACUUGACCUGAUUGAGCAAAACCAAUGUGAUUUUUGGAUUCAGCACAUCAGAUUCAUCCUAAAUCAACUGAAAAAACGCAGACAACAAAUUUGUUGUUGACCAGUGUUAUUUCCCUUUGCUACAGUCUUGAUAACAAGCCAGCAGCUGAAUAUCUGAGUACACUUCAUUAGCAGCAAAUCAGUCUUCACAGUUUAUGCUAAGCAGAUUUUUUAAAAAUACAUUGGGAAUUUGUGGUGCAGCCAGAAUGUUCUCUCCAUUUGCAUAUAUAACAUCUUUAUUUAAAUACUUUGUAGGAAAGAUAUUGUUGUAAAAGUUUACUUUGAAGCUCAUCUCGGCUUGAAAUCUUCUUAAUCUUUUCUUCUGAAAUCUCAAAAUCUGUAUAGGAUAAAAAUGGAGCAUAACUCUAGCUAUACCAGAAACAGUAUAAUAUAAAAGUACUUUCAAAUGGAGUCUUAGCUCAGAUUAUUUUUGAUUAGUGAAAAAUUGCAUCUGAAAGGUUCUAAUAUUUUAAAACCAUAUUCAGUACUUAUAAAACAACAACAACAACCUGCCUACUAGUUUUAAUUGACGCUCUGUUAAAAGGCAACCUUAGUUUAAAUCUAUUUCCUCAUUGCCAAACCCUUAAAUUCCUUUUUUAAAUACCGACGGAUACAUAGGCUAAGGUAACACUUCAAUAAACAAAGCUACUGCUAGUUGAUUAAUAAAACAAAUUAAUUUAUUUUCAUAUUACAGUCAUUGUAUUCUCAAAAAAUAAGCAAUGCAUUCUUAGGGUGGAAUUCAUCUAACCAGAUCUGACCUGGCAAUAUAUUGUGAAUCAUUACGUGUGUGCACUGUACAAAAAUCGCAGUGUGGGAAAAACCAUGAAGCCAGCCAAUGCUUCUCUCGAUUCCUGCAGCCCCUGUUAAUUCUGCCAGCUCAGCUCUCUCCUGCCUCCUGUAGGGACAGCGAAUCACAAGAGCAGGUGCCAGCAAAAAUCGCAAUGUGGGGGAAAUGGUGAAGCCAGCCAGUGUCUCUACAUAGCUCCAUCCUUAUUUCAGGCAUCGUGAUAUGUCAGUAUAUCACAAUCAGUGGCAUAGCGUGGGGGGUGCAGGGGGUGCCGGCCGCACCGGGCGCAACAUCUGGGGAGGGGGCGCGCUCGCACUCGCAGCUCUCUGCCCCUACCUGGCUCACUCAUGCUCUCUCACUGCAGUGCUGGCUGUGCGAAUCCGAUCCAAGCCGCUGGGUCGCCGCCCACUCGCCCACUAUGGAGGGGGGGGUGCCAGGCGUGCAGUGCGGAGAGAGAGUGAGGGACUAUCUGGGGCAGGGACAGUGCAGCGGCCGUCCAGCGCAGCACUGAGCGCGGGAGAGAACCACACUAGACCAGCCCAGGCAGCAGCAAGAAGAAGCUGGCAGCGGUGGCAGGUUAGGGGGUGCAAAUUACUUGCCUUGCCCCGGGUUAGGGGGCACAAAUUACUUGCCUUGUCCCGGGUUAGGGGGCGCAAAUUACUUGCCUUGCACCGGGUGCUGACAACCCACGCUACGCCGCUGAUCACAAUGUUUAGCUGGUGAUAUUAACUCGAUGUUGAAAACCAGAUAUCGCCCGGCCCUACCCCUUGCCUUGUCCCCAAAUUGGUUCUGAGGGUUUUUGGAGAAUCCCUGGAACACUGUGUGGGGAGAAGAGGGGAAUCGUUCUGUCUGGAAUGCUUGUGCAGAUGGAACAAUGAGGGAAGAGUUGAAUUCCACCCUUAAUUUGGGCAACUCUUUGGGAGAACUUUUGUCUCAACCACACAGCUCUUUCUGUUUGCCUCAGUCUGCUCAAUCUACCAAUCACACCUCUUAAUUAACUAUAUUAUUUAUUAUUAUUUAUUGAAUUUAUAUACUGCCCUAUACCCACAGGUCUCAGGGCGGUUUACAGAAUAAAAUCAGAAUAUAAAACCACAAAAUACGUAAUCAGAAUAAAAACGACAACCCAAUAACCCCCCCAACACAUUUUAAAAGGGCGUAGGAUGUCAAUCAAAUCAACCAAAGCCCUGGUUAAAAAGGAACGUUUAUUAUUUAUCUAAAGGGAAACUUUGGUUACUAGCUUUGGAAUCAUCCAGGAUCAACCAGCUUGAAGUUAGUUUUAACAUCCUGGUUUGUUCCAAAGCUUGUAACCAUAGUUUCCCAGUUCACAUGAAAUGGGAAACUGUGGUUAAUUAGAGGCUUCCUGGCUUAUCUGUGGCUUGGAGAAAGAGAGGGAGGAUCAAAGGGGUUCUAGCAGCAGGCAAAAGGCAGAUACAUAUCUUGGUUUAGUAAAUGAAGACACAAUUGCCAAUAUUAUUUCUCAAGCUUGUUGUCUGGCUGCAGAGGAGGACUUGAAGAUGUGGAGGCAGAAAUGCUGUAUAAACAAAAAGGGGUCAAAAUUCAUUAUUUUUCAAGGUUCUCAUUUUGAGCCACGCUGUCAAGUGUUUUGUUUUCCAAGAUCUGUCCCAAGUUUGGGGGUAUCAGUUUUAGAAUAAUAAUAUUGUUGCAAUAUGUAGAGGUGUAUGUUAACAGCUUGUAACUGGGCAUCUGCUGGUUUUGUAAAGAACCAGCUUUAUUGGUUCUGUGAACUCAAAAUAGGCAAGUUAGCUAUAGCAUUACUGUUCAUGUUAUCGUUGAAGUGUCCCUAAAUGCUGAAUUGGGUUCCUUCCUGCCUUCCCUCAUUUUAUUUGUAUACAACUUUCUCACACACAAAAAUCAUGCUCAAAGCAGCUAGCAAAAAAAGAAACAGGGAUGCAUUUCAAACAAACGCUACAAAACAAUUUCAUAAUAACCCAACAUAGCAAAACAGUAACACAGUGACAUUUUCAUAACAUAGCAAAGCAAAAAUACAAUAUACAAAAAAAACCACAUUUCAGUACUGUAAAUAUAAUAUUAGCAACAUGUUGCAUACAAUAGCAAAAAAACCAAGGGAGCUUCACAGUUUCGCUUUAGUCCCAGAAACACCCCUCCUGUGAUGUUGCUCAGUCCUUCUCCCUCAGAAGCUUCUUAUAAGGCUUCCAAGGAGAAGGGUGGGGUAGCUAGAAACACUCCUCCCAUUAUGAAGUUGCCCUCAUUGAUGAUAAGCUUCCAAACAUAACAUUCUACUUUGGUGCUGGCAAGCUGGAGUUGCAUAUCAACCUUAAUUUGCAGGUUACCAUUGGUAAAAGUUUCAUGUGUACAUGUGGUUAUAUGACACCUGACCUCUCCAUUCCUUGUGUUGCCUUCCACCUGCUGAAUCCAGUAACAGAUAGUAGCAUGGAAUAAGCAGGCGUUAAUGUAGGUCUGACCAUAGGCUGUUUGCCAGAUCUAUAGAGAGCCUUGUUAAUGUUGCCUUGAAGUGCAACAGAGCUUUGUUUGGACCAGGUGAGGUGCCUGUGCUCUGCAGGUUCCCAUGUUCUAGCCCAGAGGUAGCCAACAUAAGUGUCCUUCAGAUGUUGUUGGAUGCCAACUUGCAUUGGUCCACGGCAGCAUGGCCUCUGGGCAGGGAUGAUGGGAGUUGUAAGCAAACAAUAUUUGGAGAGUACCACAUUGGAUGCCCUUGUUCUAACCACUCAGAUGCAGUCACUCCCUGAGAGCAUCCUUGAGUGAGAGCUGGUUCAUUACUUACUUGUCAUCUACAAAGUGUCACUAGGGUUGCUAGAGCAGAGAUUGUCUGAGACAGGUUCUGCCUCACACUUCCUAAUUUGUGUAAAAAAACCACACCCAAAACUAUCGACUAUUGACUUAGAACGAUUGCUUGAAUAUUGUCUAAAUGGUUGCUGCAGUUGUAACCAAAAUGAUUCUGAAUGCAUAUUUGUGAACCUCUUGAGACUUUUCAAAAACAAAAGAAUGACGAUAAAUGCUUUUUGCAUACUCAGGUGACAGAGUCAUAGAUGUAGGGUCAGAAUGGCGAACAUUCAGCAAUGACAAAGCAACCAAAGACCCGUCUCGAGUUGGAGAUACCCAGAAUCCUCUUCUGAGUGACGGUGAUCUGACUACAAUGAUUGGCAAGGUAAUAUAAAUCACGAAAUGCAUUAAUGCACAAGAUCUGUACAGGAGCAGGGAGAUUUUGGCAGAAACUUGGAUAUUGUUGCUCUUAAAGUGGCAGCGCAAAGUUGGGGAUAAGCAAGCUGUGCAGAGUGUUAGAAAUUGGAGUAGAAAAGCUAUUCACCACAUGGCUCUUGGGACCUGGGCUGUGGUCACCAAAAUAGAAUGUCUAGUUGCCUUUUUUUCUCCCCAGUGCAACAGCUCUUUCUGUUUACUUUUACGUAGAUAAUUUAUUUAGGUCCCCGUCCCCCAAUUUGUGGUAUUGGGAGAGUUGUAUAGUGAAACAGGUUGUUCAGCGAACACAGAGGGACUUACAUUUAGGCAUGUAUAGGACAGUGACACCCAGUGAACUUCAUGGCUGAGUGGGGAUUCGAGUCUUGGUCUCCCGGGUCCCAGUCCCACAGACACACUAACCACUUCACCACACUGGCUCGCACUAGGGAAAACCUUUUUUUAGGCAAAGUCACAGCUUCUGUGAUAGGUGGAGCUGCCAUUUUCUUUGCUGAGUUCUAUAAGGGCAGCACUGUUUUAGACUAAGGAGGAGGAAGCUGACAGGCAAUGCCACCCCCUGGGCUGGUUGUCAGACGAAAGGCAAGUGGGGCUUGAUGAAGCCAUUGAGGCUGGUGGGGCGCUUGCUCAAUUUACCCUAAUGGACCAGCUUCCACCAUAGGUCUUGAAGAGAUACUGGAGGCAGUACUAUCCCACUGGAGUUACCACUGCUGGAUUUGACCUAGCUCAUGAGGCAAUGGCACUCCUGGAUAUGGUCUUGAGCUUUUGUUGCAUUUGCAGGCUUUAGCCAAGUUAUCUAUCUCUAUAAACCAGUCUGUAAACCAACUGAUGCCCAGCAAAUAGCAUCCAAGUAACCCCUCAGGCUUAUUUAAUUAACUUCUCAGAAACGUAAAACACACACAUACAAAAAAACAAGAAACAGAGCAUAUACAUUGUGCUAAUACCACCGCAACACAAAGUUAACAGAUUAUUAAACUGGGGAAGGGAGAAAGAUGGGCGCACUGUAAUUAAAAGCUUAUGGAACGAUGGCAAUAGCUAUGCCAUUCCCAAAGAAACCUAUUUAAGAGUGGAGAAAAAGUUUAGGGGUGGGGCACUGAUGAAGGGGUUGGGGGAAAGAAACGAGCCAUAACUGAAGCCCUUUGAUAGGGAAAUGUGCAGAAAACUGUACUCAUAAACUGAUAAACGUGAUGUUUCUGGAUGCAAGAAAGAUGCUGCACCUGAGAAAAGGAGUUGGGGAGGGGGCAGGGGAGGUGGUCAAGAGAGAUUAAGAAAGGCCAGGGUUGACUUACAUCUGCCUACUAACAUUAGAGAGAGAAAGCUGGGAGCCUACAGUACUCCAGAAAAGCAAGAAGUGCCAUGGCAAUUUAGGAGGCCAGCAGAAGCUGCAAUACUCAAGGAGAAAACUUUGGAGAGGUGUGUGUGUGGGGGGGGUUUGAGAGCAAAGGGGAGCAGGAGAGUGUUGGUGUUUGGGUGGUAAUACUGCACCCAUCAUGGCAGGCAGGUGAGCAGGCAGGCCAGAGAGCCGUCCUUGAGCAUUCUAGAACGAGCCGGGCUCCAUUCUCCUCCCACAGAUGGAAAGCUGCAACAGAGGAAGAGAGUGAGAGAUGAAGGAGGUGCUGUGCAAAGAGCCGAUGCCUGAAGCAGGAGGAAGUAAAGUUUGCAGCCGCAGCAGAAGCAUCAGGCACUGCAUCUGGUGCAAUGAGAGCCUCUGGGCUCAGGAAGCAUAAAAUGCUGGUAGACCCCAAAGCUGGCUUGAAGCUUUCCCACAGAGGAAGGAGGUGUUGCCUGCCCACUCGCAUGUUAGCCUCCACCCUGAGGGAAGGAAAGUGCCCUGGCUAGCCGGAGAUAGAGUCCCAGCCAGAGAGAGGCUGUCUGCUUGCUAGUUCAAAAUUCCCCAGGUACGAGGCACAUUUUGCGACUGGCGUGGGUUGAAUUGCCACCAAGUGAAGAUGUCUUGUUGGCAGGUUUGGUGACUGACAUCUCCACCAUCUGGCUGGUGUGCAACAACGUUUUCUGAUGAGCAAGCCCCAGCAUCAAAAGACGCUGCUGCGUGUCAGCCAACCAGCCAGUCUGGGGAGCUAUCUUCCCACUAUUUUUUUCCUGGGUUGUUUUAUUUGAUGCUAAUAUGUUGUAAACUUCUUUGAGAUUUUUUUCUUUAAAAUAUAAAGCAGCAUAGAAAUGAAUGACAAUGACAGUAACAAUAAUAAUAAGCCCCACCCAAAAAAAAAAAAGGUGACUAGACAGUCCGUUGUGGCGACCGCAACCUAGUUUUAAGGCGCCGUUUGGCGUUUAGCUGAUAUAGCUGAGUUUCUAACACUGCUUUCUUGACAUCCAUGUUCACACAACUACCAGGGACUGGUGUUCCCUGCAUAUCCAUAAGGCGUGCUGUGUAGACCCCAGCGCUCGUCAACUUUAUCUUGUUUGAACAUAGAGUUGUAUCAGCUGUGCGGUGAAAGAAAAAGGAACUGAAGCAUGCUCUGUAUCACUGAGAUGUUUGUCAUUGCUAUUUUGGGGGUUGCUGACUAGUUUUCCUUUCCAGAUCACAAGCAGUUUCCAUAGCUGGAAGAACUAGCAGUAUCAGGAGAUGGUAUAUAAAAAUAGCAUAACUGAUUAUAUAUUAUUCUGUCUAAGGUGUGUAUCAUCUUUUGUUCAUUUUUAUUUCUCCCAUGAUCUCCCCAGUCUUUCCAAACAAGGAUUGAGCUCUGACCAGUAUGCUAUAAGGUUAACUAGUACUAAUAGAAGCCAGAGUUUUACAGGAUGCCAUGUUGUGCAAUGAUAGACUUCAGCCUUUCUGUGAGAAUCCAUGUUCAUGUUAGAGAAAAUGUGGACUCCUUUGCUCUCACGAUUGUAAUGCAGACUGGUCAGGCAGUCAUUAGUGGACUGCCUACAAGGCUGUAUUCAAAUAUUCCAUGAAGCCUCCGCUUUUUGAACCUUCUCAUAGCAUUGCCCAAAAGUGAAGAUGAAAAUGCAGGCUAUACCCAGAUUUCAUUUUUGUCUGGUGAAGAAAAGUAGUCGGGAAAGGGCUAACUCCUGCUUUGUCCAGGGCUUAAACAUUCUGGUAUCAGCAGGCGAUGAGUGGACCUCAAAGAAGCAAGAUUCCUGCAGAGUUGUAAGCUGUGUUACUCUCUUUUAUUGUAUUGGGAAGGUACCGUAGAGGCUCUACCUCAAGAGCAGCCAGCUUGGUAAUAUGGGCUGUGAAAGACAUAUCGAAAAAUCACUCUUUGCAGGACAGCUUCUGGCUGCUGAAUUCUUCUGAGCUGGCCAAGCAGGUGGCACAGGAAGCCUGGCAACCAGUCACCUGCUUAGUUGACUAGCCCUGCAGACAGAAGAGAUCCCAGACAACAAAGGAGUGUCAGGGUCAGAGCCCCCUGCAGCAGGAGGAAAAAGCCUAACCCCAGGGGCAGUGGAAUUAGAAGCCACCUUGCUAAGGGUUGCCCCCUCCCUGUAUUUAACUCUUUCAAUAUGAAAAUGGAAGAUAUGUGUUUGGUGUCCAGAUGCACAAAAUCUGGGAAUGUGUGGGAAGGGGACCAGGUUGGUUAGGGCAGUAUUUUUUCCUCUGCUUCCAGACAUUGUCUUCUGUUGCUACAUGCACCUCUGGUGGGCUUCUUGCUUGCUGUGUUGUUUGCCCAGGAAGAAGCAGUGGAUUUGUUAGGACUCUCAUUUCCUCUUUCUGCACCCUAUCCCUGCUGUUUGCUGUCCACAAAAUGUAGUGUUUGCUUCUGAAAUGGGAAUAAAGUGAGUCCACUGUAGUCACAGUUGAAAACCUAUGUUGAGCCAUUCUUGGAAAAUGUGGAGAUGACCAGAACUUUGCCAGGUUGUGCAGUGCAUAUUACAUGUGUUUUUCAUAGAGAACAACAGCUGGACUAAUGAGCAAUAUAGUCUUUACAUUUACGUAAUAGAGCAGGGGUUGUCAACCUUUUUUUGGACCAGUGGAAACAUUUUGAAUUUUGAAAGAAAUUUAUAUUAGUGGUUGAACUAAAUGAACAUGACUACCGUAUUUUUCGCUCUAUAGGACGCACUUUUUCCCCUUCAAAAAUGAAGGGGAAAUGUGUGUGCGUCCUAUGGAGCGAAGACGCCAUAGUCCCGCGACCCUCUCCCGGCUGGAGAGGUGACGCGCGGCUAUGGCAGGAGCCUCUACAGCCGCACAUCACCUCUCCAGCCGGGAGAGCGCGGGCUAAGCACCCGCAGCCCUCUCCGUCUGGAGAGGCAGCGAGUCUAUGGCAGGAGCCUCUACAGCCGCGUGCCACAUCCCCCGCCGGGAGUGCGCUCGCGGGGCUAAAGAAGCCAUAGCCCCGCGACCCUCUCCCGGCUGGAGAGGUGACGCGCGGCUAUGGCAGGAGCCUCUCCGCUGCGCCUUUCCACUGCUCCCUGACCUGCUCUUUGGGGCUGGUGGUGGGCUUCCCCCCGCCAAUCCCAAAGAGCAGGUCGAAAGGAACCUGAAGCCUGGAGAGCGAGAAGGGUCAGUGCACACCGACCCCUCUUGCUCUCCAGGCUUCCAAGGUAGCCGUCUGAACGCACCUUAAACAGCACCUUGUUUUAGAGCAGGAAAACAAGAGGGGGAAAGUUCUCCCCCUCUCUGCGCAGCGCCUCCUGCCGCUUCGCUGAAGGGGCGCUGGGCAGAGAGGGGGAGAAUUUUUUUUUCUUGUUCUCCCCCCUCUAAAACAAAGUGCGUCCUAUUGUCCGGUGCGUCCUAUGGUGCGAAAAAUACGGUAACUUGGGUGCAUCAAUUCAGGGGGUAAAACAUAGUUCGAUACAACUGCAAGUUGUUGCUUUUUUGAGUGGGUAGGGUUCCUGUGGGGAAAGUAUUGCUGGACCUCCCUGGGCCUGGUGUGGGUCUUCCCAUGUAAGUAACCAGGACUUCCUUUCGCUGUGAGACUACAUGAAGUUGGAGUGAUGAUGGCCUUUGAAGAACGACUGAAAUAAGGAUGGCAAAACACACUAAAAGUGUGCUUUUCAUCUAGAGCAGAAAUUCCCAAACUUGGGUCUCCAGCUGUUGUUGGACUACAACUCCCAUCAUCCCUAGCUAGUAGGACCAGUGAUCAGGGAUGACAGGAUUGUAAUCUAAAAAAUCGCUGGAGACCCAAGUUUGGGAAAACCUGAUCUAGAGAAUGAAAGAGGGUCAUUAUGACCACCGUGUCUGUAGUCUACUUGGAAAUAGUGACAGCCACCUGAAGGUGGCUGCAUUGUGAUCUGUUUCUAAUGACUUCAUUACUAGGAUGUUGUAAUAGGUGUUGCUUAUUGCAGCUUCUGAAUCCUCACAUAAGUGCAAAAGAGGUCUUACUGUGUAUAUCUGGUACAAAUUCCAGCAAUCUCUGACACACUGUAAACCCUUCUUCUGCAGGGCACGGGCGCAGCCAGUUUUGACGAAUUUGGGAAUUCAAAGUAUCAAAACCGGAGGACCAUGAGCAGCUCUGACCGCGCGAUGAUGAACGCGUUCAAAGAAAUCGCUAGCAUGGCAGACAGAAUCAACCUCCCCCGAAAUAUAGUUGUAAGUUCAUGCCUCCCUCUCUCAAAUUGUCCUGGCGUUUACUUAGUUAGCAUAAUAUAAUGAGCGCAUGAAUUUUUGAUAUUAUUGCUAAUUAAAUGGCCUGGAGUUAAUUAAAUUUUGUCUGCUUUCUUUGAAGGAUCGAACCAAUAAUUUAUUCAAGCAAGUCUAUGAGCAGAAGAGCCUGAAGGGGAGAAGUAACGAUGCCAUUGCCUCCGCUUGCCUCUACAUCGCCUGCAGGCAAGAGGGCGUUCCGAGAACAUUCAAAGGUAAGCGGGCAGCGUAGUGUCGGCUUCAUCCGGGAUGAUCCAAAGUAUCUUCAGCUAGCACAAGCUGUCACCUCGUUCUUCAGUUUCCGAGAGCAGCGAAGCAAAACCUGCGAUUCCCAGGAGUGGGCUUUGUGUUUUGUAUCUUACUUGCCUUUUAAUCACUUGUGCAAAUUACCUGCAAACUGUUUGGGAAGGGGGCAGUCGGGCGAUUGCUGUUAUUAUCAACAAGUUACUGUGUGACAUGGCUUGAGAGUGCUGAGGUGCUCAUGUCGUAUCGGGACUGUUCAGUACAAGACAGUUCUACAGCGAAGGAAAACCAAUAAUUUGUAGAAUAAAUGAUGAAAACUACUUUUUCUGGCAUGUGUCCUACUGAUUAGAAGGCACUUCACAGAAUGUUUUUGAGCAUUUGGCUGUGGGGUUUGGGGGCGUGUGCCAGGUAUAGAAAUGGAGCACCCUCUUUUCCCUGAGCCCAGUCCAAAGGGAGGUGUGACGUAGAAACUGCCGUCUAAGAGCCAUGCAGCUGUAUGGCUGAUUGUAUGGUAGCAUUGAGUCACUGAGUAUAACAUCUGUGCUUCAUGGGAGCCUAUAGUUAUCAUACACCUCUUUCCUUGAUUUGAUUAUUAUCAUUUUUUGAAUAGCUGUAUGUUGGACAGUGCUUGGCAUGUGUCCAUGUCUUUACAGGACUACCUCACCAAGUCAUUUCCACCUGCCCUGCAGAAUGUUGAUGCACGGUUGCCAUAAUUUCCACCCGAGAUCAAACUGGCCCACAAAUUUUAAAGUGAGAAAGGCAAGCAGGUUUAGGAUCGUGGAGAAUAUGAUUAGCAUUGCAUCCUAAUAUACGUUAAUGAUGUAAUUUAAAUAAUUAAACACAUGCAGCAAAGCAAAUUGACUUUAAUGUGCAUACUAUUCCAGUGAAACUUGUUUUGUAGGUUUCUCCUUUUUUUGUCUUGUGGGAAGAGAAAUACUAGCUAACAGUGUGAAGGGACUGGAAGAUUCAUGAAAGGGCAGAUGUAUGCAAAUAAAGAGUUUUAUUUCCAUGCUGCUCAGAACCUGCAGUUAUUCCCUGCAUUGGAAAACUAUUGGUAAACAUUGCUCUUUUCUCUCGCUCCUCCUCCUCACAGGUGAGGACUGUAGCUUUCUCUUAAAAUGCUGCUAAUUUCUGCAUUCCCCACAUAUUGUGCCUGAGUCCUAAUGAAAUAAUUCUGUUAAAUUAAAACCUGUGCUGUGGUUCUGAGACCCAACAACUGAAUCAAUAGCUCUUGAACUGAUGCUCACUCCUCAGUGCAAUUCCUUGGUGACUUUGAAUGGAAUGUUUCUCUUAAAAGUGGGUGCCAGUUUUGUUGACUACAUAGACUUAGUUACAUAUUUGUGCUGCAAAGACUUAAAUGGAGGGUUAAGCUUUAAUUGGUAGCAGGGAGAAGGGACUGAGAGCGUUAUUAUCCUUAACUUAUUGCAAUCCUGUUUCAGCAUUAAUCUUGUGUGUGGUUUUUGUGUUGUUGUUGUCUCGUUUCAGAAAUAUGUGCUGUCUCCAGAAUUUCCAAAAAAGAAAUAGGCCGGUGUUUUAAGCUCAUCUUGAAAGCUUUGGAAACGAGUGUGGAUUUGAUCACAACUGGAGAUUUCAUGUCCAGAUUUUGUUCAAACCUGGGUCUUCCCAAGCAAGUCCAGAUGGCAGCAACACACAUUGCCCGUAAAGCUGUGGAAUUAGACUUGGUUCCUGGGAGGAGUCCCAUCUCGGUUGCAGCUGCAGCUAUUUAUAUGGCUUCACAAGCCUCCGCAGAGAAGAGAACCCAGAAAGGUAACAUUUCCAUUUCCCCUCCCCUGUUAAAUUCUAGCUCUGUUAAGUCACUUAUUCAGAAAGAAAAAGAGUAAUCACUGAUGCAGAAAGCGCUAUAAGGAUCCUCCUUUUGCCAUGAUUUGGGAUGUAUAAGUAGCUUAGUAAUAAGCCAUGUGAGUAAUUGUCAGGCUAAGGAGCCAGUCUGGUUAGUGUUGAAGGAGGACUGGAGAGAACCAGGUUCAAAUCUCUACCUAGCCAUAAAGCUUGCUGGGUAAUGCUGGGCUGAGAUACUCAAAUAUCUCUUGGCCUAAUCUACCUUACAGGGUAGCGGGGCAGAUCUGUGUUGUCUUGAGACCUCUGGAAGAAAGGCAGGAUACAAAUGUAAUAAAUAGCUAGGCACACUUAGUGAGCUUUUAAUUAUUAUGAUGCUGGCACCUGCAUUAUACAGCUUUAGGCAUCAGGCAAAAACGUUCCUCUUUAACCAGGACUUUGGCUGAAUGGCAUCCAGUGCCUUUUUAAAAUGGGGAGGGGGUGGAUUGUUGGGUUGUUUUAAUUUUUAUUAGAUAUUUUGUGUUUUUAUAUUGUGAUUUUGUGUUGUAACCGCCUUGAGACCUGCAGGUAUAGGGCGGUAUACAAAAUAAUAAUUCAUUUCCUUCUGAACCAUGGUCUUAAGGCAAUUUACACAUAAAAUAAUAAAAAACACAAAACAACCAGUACAUAUAAAACAAAAUUAAAACUCCUAACAAGUGUCCCCCCCAAAAACACACACAUUCAGAACAUGUGUGUUGUCAUGCGGCGUUAGGAACAUACCUUAUUAAGUGGUCUAAAUUAAAUGUAAUCCUCUCUAAAGUCUGGCAUUGCCUCUUUUAGUAAGAUGUUCAGUUCUGUCUAGCAAGGUUGCCAUUGGAAGUGCUCCUACGUGGACUGAUCCAGUUCUAACCACAUGGAAAGCAAAAGCUCUCUGCAGAUCCUGGGAGUAAAGGUUCCUCUCAUCUGGGCAUGAAAUACUGUAAGAGCCGAAUUCAUGCCUUGGCAAUCAGUCAAGGGCUUUUGAAACAGCUAUUAAUAAGUGCUAAAAAAAUAAAUCAGUUGAUGAUAGGCUUCAGGUAAUACAAACAGAUGGGGGGCAUGGGGGGUGCUUUGGUCUAAACCACUGAGCCUCUUAGACUUGCUGAUUGGUUGGACUUGCUGAUUGGAAGGUUGGCAGUGUGACAGUGAGCUCCCAUUGCUCUGUCCCAGCUUCUGAAAAGCUAGCAGUUUGAUAGCACACCAGUGCAAGUAGAUAAAUAGGUACCGCUGUGGCAGGGAGGUAAACAGCAUUUCUGUGUGCUCUGGUUUCCGUCAUGGCGUUCCGUUGCACCAGAAGCAGUUUAGUCAUGUUGUCCACAUGACCCGGAAAGCUCCCUCGGCCUGAAAAGCGAGAUGAGCGCCACACUCCAUAGUCUCCUUUGACUGGACUUAACUGUCCAGGGGUCCUUUAUCUAAUACAAACAGAACAGCAGGUCCAGUCAACCAGACAAAGCCAGGGAUGUUUUGCUCUGCUAACCUAAAUUGCUACAUGAACCUCUUUAUUGAAAGCAAGUUGUUCCCACACCCACAAACACAAACAUACACACCCCACUGAAGGUAAUGGCACCUGGAGUAAAAUCCCAUUUGAUGAAGUCCAGUCCAAUGAGAGGGUCAUGGGGGAUGGAAGGUGCAUCUUCAGGUAUUCAGGAUGCGGCUUGCUUAAGAUAGGAAUGGAGGAUCUGUGUCCCUUUGGAUAGUGUAAAGACUCCAAACCCUAUUCAGCCCCAGCCCUGUCGCAAAAUUGGGCAUUAAAGUCCAGUGACAUCUGGUUACCCAUCCCUGAUUUAAGGCCUUAAGAGAUGAACACCUGCACUUUGAAUUGGACCCAGGUCUGAUUGGUAAUAAAUGACCAUAUCCAAGUGCAAGUGCAGUGUGAGCUCCGAUUGGCUGCCCCGACAAAAUCAUAUUAUCCCGUCUUUCUAUUGUAGUACUACAUCGCUCCUGAGAAGCUUUGAGAUUUUUACUGAAAGCAGCCUUCUAAAGGUUGUGUGUUUGUUUUACACUGUCUGAAGCUGAGCACCAGGAAGAAUUGGAGAAACUACAGGUUGUUUUUUUGGAAAUGCUCCAGCCUUGUAACUCUACUUGUCAGUUUAACUUGUCUGCCUUGGGUUUCAUUUCAGAAAUUGGAGACAUUGCCGGAGUAGCUGAUGUUACAAUCAGACAGUCAUAUAGGUUGAUUUAUCCACGGGCUCCUGAUCUUUUCCCAGCUGAUUUCAAAUUUGAUACUCCAGUGGACAAACUGCCACAGCUGUGAAUUUCCAAGGGUACGUCUAUAGCCCACAGAGGUUUUGAUUUCGACUUAAAAGCGAUAUGUAUAAAAACGGUACUGUUGAGCCUUCAAGUUGCGGAACUGGUAAAACUAUGUGAAAAAGCCUAACUGAGGAGUCAGAGCACACAUUCCAGGUGUAAACAAAAUAAUUUUGUGGCAUUUUUUAUGUAUAUAUUAGUGAAAGUAAUUAUUUAACAGCCAUCAAUUUCCUAUUGUAUGUACUUAGAUUUCUUUCAUAGAGAUCUUGGUUGUUGUUUUUUUUGGAAAAUAUUUCAGAUUCUAAUUCCUGAAUAAACUGUUUUCCAAAAACCUAUACAGUUCUGCAAGUUUUACUCUGUGUGUCUGUCUUAAAUAAAUAUCAACUUGGAGC
Molecule: messenger RNA, 29170 nt
Organism: Podarcis lilfordi (Lilford's wall lizard)
Lineage: Eukaryota; Metazoa; Chordata; Lepidosauria; Squamata; Lacertidae
Source: the annotation of a GenBank genome assembly